CGUGCUAGUUAGUGCCAGGGACACAGCAGUGGCGGGCGGUGACCCCAAGUCUGGAUAUUGGGGGUUCUGUCUUAUACAGGCGCCUAUUCCCCCCCCAGCCCAGCCCCAUGGCGUGGGGGCUGCUCCUGGCGCUCUGCGGGGCGCUCCUGGCUCCAGCCGCGGCGGGCGGGCACCACAGCCUGGCCGUGCUAGUCACAGCCGUCACCCAGGAAGAUGGGACCUAUCACUUCAUCAUGAUCGCCCGGCUGGAUGAUGUUAAGAUCGCGUACUACAGAAGCAGGUCAGAGCCACCCAGGCAUGGGCAGAACAGGCCUUGGGCAAUGAGUAUCUCCAGGAAAAGACCAGGGAGUUCUGGGGGCAUGAGGAGGGCGCUAAAAGCGAUACCAAGUGGUAGAUGCAGCUGCACAACCAGACGGGCGGGAUUCACACUGAUCAGGUUCACGUGGGCUGUGCCCUGAGCGACCAGGCCCCCAUGGACCCGAGGUUCCAGUACACCUACGACGGGGGGGACUUUAUCAGCUUUGACAACCAGACAGGGACGUGGGUUGCGGCCGUGCAGCCGGCCUUCCUCCAGAAGCAGCUGUGGGAGGCGCAAAAGUUCUGGACUCAGUAUGUCCGGAGGUACCUGCAGUACGAGUGCCUGGAGACCCUGCGGAGCUUGGUGCAGCAUGGAAGAGCGGUCCUGGAGCAGCAGGCACCUCCCAUGGUCUCAGUUUCCCGCAGAGACGACCCAGACAGCUCUGUCACCCUCUCCUGCCACGCCAGGGGCUUUUACCCGCGUCCCAUCCACGUCUCCUGGGUACGGGAUGGAGAAGACAUCCUGGCGGAGAAGUACUCGAGCGGGAUUCUGCCCAACGACAUUCACUCAUACUACAUGCAGUCAGCCCUGGAGAUCUCCCCACAGCAGGAGGACGGGCACCGCUAUGCCUGUCGAGUGGAGCACAGCAGCCUGCCGGAGCCCGUGCUUGUCUGGGCCCCUGGGAAGAAGGGCGCCCUGCACCCCAGGGUCCUGGCCGCCAUUAUCCUGGCCUUGCUGGUUCUGGCUGGAGCCGUAGGGGCUGGCAUCAUCCUGUGGAGGAGAAGAUCAGCAGGGCCCCACAAACCCGCUUAUGCUCCAGCAGCCACAGGGAUAGCAGAAAAUUCUGCCUCCUGCGCUUCAUCAGGAACAGAUCCCCGGGGUAUGGGACCCCAGGGCUUGUCACCCUCCCCGUGCAACACAAGAGCCAUGGCCUGGGGGCUGCUGCUGGCACUCUGUGGGCUCCUGGCACCAGCUGCGUCUGGCGGACAUCACAGCCUGGCUGUGCUAGUCACAGCCAUCAUCAACAAAGAUGGGACCCAUCACUUCAUCAUGAUCGCCCGGCUGGAUGACAUUAAGAUCGCGUACUACAGAAGCGACACGCGAGAGGUCAGACCCACUCAGGAGUGGGUGGCACAGACCCUGGGCGCUGAGUAUCUCCAGGAAAAGACCCAGCAGUUCUGGAGGCACGAGGAGGGCUCUAAAGUUGAGACCAGGAGGUAGAUGCAGCUGUACAACCAGACGGGUGGGGUUCACACUGAGCAGGUUCACGUGGGCUGUGCACUGAGUGACCAGGCCCCCAUGGACCCGAAAUUCCAGUUCGCCUACAACGGGAGGGACUUCAUCAGCUUUGACAACCAGACGGGGACGUGGGUUGCGGCUGUGCAGCCGGCCUUCGCCCCAAAGCAGCAUUGGGAGACGGCGGGCAAGGCUUGGACCAAGUUUGUCCAGCAGUACCUGCAGUCCGAGUGCCUGGGGACCCUGCAGAGCCUGGUGCUGCAGGGGCGGGCGGUGCUGGAGCAGCAGGUGUCCCCUCAGGUCUCAGUUUCCCGCAGAGACACUCCCGACAGCUCCGUCACCCUCUCCUGCCGCGCCAGGGGCUUUCACCCGCGUCCCAUCCACGUCUCCUGGGUGCGGGACAGAGAAGACAUCCUGGCAGAGACCGACUCCAGUGGGAUCCUACCCAACGCCGACAGCACCUACUACAGGCAGUCGUCCCUGGAGAUCUCCCCGCAGCAGCAGGACGGGCACCGCUACGCCUGCCGGGUGGAGCACAGCAGCCUGGGGGAGCCCACAGUCGUCUGGGCUCCUGGGAAGAAGGGCUCCCUGCCCUCUGGGGUCCUGGCCACCAUCGUCCUGGCCACGCUGGUUCUGGCUGGAGCCGUAGGGGCCGGCGUUGUCCUGUGGAGGAGAAAAUCAGCAGGCCCCAUGAAACCUGGCUACACUCCAGCAGCCACAAAGAGCGGGGAAGAUUCUGCCUCCAGCUCUUCAGCGGGAACAGACCCCCAGAGCGUGGGACCCCGGAGCUAGGGGCAGUGACCCUGCCCAGCUGCUGGCUGGGCGAUCUCUGUCCUCUGACUCCCCC
Messenger RNA from Chelonoidis abingdonii (Abingdon island giant tortoise), 2381 nucleotides. NCBI's taxonomy places the organism in Eukaryota, Metazoa, Chordata, Testudines, Testudinidae. The record is from RefSeq and is a predicted model, not a curated record.